CCCCAUAGUCUUCUGGGACCUGUCAUGUCUGCAGUCUCUGGUCAUCUCCUGUACUAUGUCCGCAGUCUCUGGUCAUCUCCUGUACUAUGUCCGCAGUCUCUGGUCAUCUCCUGUAGUAUGUUCGCAGUCUCUGGUCAUCUCCUGUACUAUGUCCGCAGUCUCUGGUCAUCUCCUGUACUAUGUCCGCAGUCUCUGGUCAUCUCCUGUAGAAUAUCCGCAGUCUCUGGUCAUCUCCUGUACUAUGUCCGCACUCUCUGGUUAUCUCCUGUACUGUGUCCGCAGUCUCUGGUCAUCUCCUGUACUGUGUCCGCAGUCUCUGGUCAUCUCCUGUACUGUGUCUGGUGUCUCUGGUCAUCUCCUGUACUAUGUCCGCAGUCUCUGGUCAUCUCC
Messenger RNA from Staurois parvus, 390 nucleotides. The record is from the annotation of a GenBank genome assembly. NCBI's taxonomy places the organism in Eukaryota, Metazoa, Chordata, Amphibia, Anura, Ranidae.